ACUAUAUAUGCUUGAAUGGCAAAACUCUCGUCUUCAGAGUAAGAUGGAGUCACCCGUAGAGCGGGCAAGUUCCCGCCAAAGCCGUGACAUAGAUAUCGCCAGAAACGUUUACGACGAAAGCUUCUUCACUGCAUCAAAACGCCAUGGCUCUCCAUUGAGUAGCAAAGAAGACUCAACGAAGAAGAGCCGUUACUUGAAUGCCGUUCGUCGAAAGCUUUCUCCGAGUUCGUGUUCAUGGAGUGGAUUCAUCUCUGUGCUGACUCAGCUCAUGCCGAUUAUUCGCUGGUUACCAAAAUACAACUUCAAAGAAGAUUUGUUUCCCGACUUAAAUGGAGGUGUUACGGUCGCUGUCAUGCAUAUUCCUCAAGGACUCGCAUUCGCCAUGCUGGCUUCUCUUCCGCCGGUCACGGGACUUUACACCGCCAUUGUCCCAGUAUUGCUUUAUAUGAUCAUGGGUACAUCACGUCACUUGUCUGUAGGUAGUUUUGCAGUCAUAUGUUUGAUGGUGGCACAAGUUGUUGAACGCGAAGUGGGUCACAUGCCCGCAACACCCAGUCCCGCACCAGGUAAUAGCUCGAUGCCCAGUCCUUCUCCGACAAGUGGAGGCUCCGCGUUAUGGUCACCCUACGAUUCGGCCAAAUUGGAAGUCGCCAUUUCCCUCUCCUUACUCGUUGGCAUCAUCCAGGUUAUCAUGGGAGUGGCGAAGCUGGGGGUUGUGGCGACGUACUUGUCGGAUCCAUUGAUCAGCGGUUUCACCACAGGAUCAGCGGUGCUUGUUGUCAACAGCCAAUUGAAACAUAUACUUGGACUAACAGUUCCUCGGAUCACCGGAUCAUUUGCCGCAGUGAAGAUCUUUAUUCAUAUGAUGAAAAACAUUCCCUCGGCGAACGUUGGAGCCGUAAUUACAGGCCUGCUCUGUCUUUUUCUGUUGAUUGGACUGAAAGAAAUAAACGUUAGAUUCAAGGACAAACUGAAAGUUCCCAUCCCUGCUGAACUUCUAGUGGUUGUUGUCGGAACUGCCAUCUCAUAUGGUGCGGCCAUUAAUGCGAACUUUGGUACACCGAUCAUAGGAGAAAUACCGAAGGGACUUCCCCCUCUGAGUGUACCAUCUUUAUCCAAGAUCUCGAACAUUUUCUCAGACGCCUUUGUCAUCGCAGUGGUGAUAUUUGCUACAAACAUCUCGCUAAGUACGAUGUUUGCUAAGAAGCGUGGUUACUCAGUCGAUCCGAACCAGGAGCUGAUUGCGUAUGGAGCAGGAAACAUUGGUGGAUCUUUUUUUUCGUGUUUCCCGAUCUGCAAUGCUUUAGCGCGUACAGCGGUACAGGAAAACCUUGCAAACACUCAGCUUUGCAGCGUGGUUGUGAUCAUCUUGGUCCUUCUCGUUCUACUGUUUAUUGCUCCACUUUUUUUCCAUCUUCCAAAGGCUAUCCUAGCUGCAGUUGUGAUCGCCAAUCUCGUUGGCCUACUCAAACAAUUUAGACGGCUGCGGCAGUUAUGGGGAAUUCACAAACCUGAUGCGAUUGUAUGGUUUUUCUCUUGUUUUGGUGUCAUACUGCUGGGAGUUGGUCUUGGACUUGGUGUAGGCGUGAUCUGCGCCUUAUUUAUAGUGGUUUUCUCUCUUUCCAGGUCCAAGUACACAAUCCUUGGAAGAGUAAAAGAGACUGAGUUAUAUCGUGACAUCAACCAAUGGCCCUCGGCUUUUGAGGUCCGUAGUGUGAAGGUGGUGAGACUCGAGUCUCCUCUUUUCUUUGGUAACGCGGAGCGCUUCAGAGAGGCACUUAUUGAUGCCACUGGAGUGGAUCCCAGUUCUCAACAGGAAGCACCCAAACUGGGAAACGACGGCGAAAAACAUGAUCUUCUCAAGAACAAAAGCGGUGGAAACAGUUACGGAGGAAUCCCUGGCGUUAAACCAAUUCCUGAGGACAAGGGUAGGACCUCAAGGACAGCUGCCGUUGAAGUUGAUGAGCCGCAAACCUGCAUUCGCGCUAUCGUCAUUGAUUGUAGCAGUUUUACUUCCAUCGAUUCUGUUGGACUUCAAACGCUUCCCUCUCUUCUAUCGGAGUUCAAGAAAGCUGGAGUUAAGAUAUACCUGGCUGGUUGCUCAUCAAACCUCAUUAAAAGGCUCGCAAGUCCCUCUGAGAGGUCCGCUAUACAGGCCAUUCCACGUCACGCGAUGUUUCCAUCCAUUCAUGACGCCGUUACAUCAGCCGCACGAUCACGUAACAACCCACUUUCGGGAGAAGACGGUGAGUCAUGUUUGUAAUGCUGAUACUGGCUGAUUUUUCUGUCGUGGAAAAUUUCAGAUCGUUGGUAGUUCUUUUAUCACUGGCGAACGAAAUAAACUUUUUAAUAAUCGGUAGCAGAGAGGGGCAGGGUGAUGAGCUCUUCGUGCAGAAUUCAUUUGAUUUAUGGGUCUUCAAAGAAUGAUAGAAUUAGCAUCAUGAACGAUUCAUAACGUAAAUAUAAUCCAAACAUUUCUCUUUUUUUAACGGAAUAUUAAUUUGUACUUAAUUUGAAUAUUAAACAUGUACUUUAGGGAAGUAGUCAGGGGAUGGGAUGAAGCCACCAACCCGCCAUAGUUAACCAUGCUUUAUUUUAUUCUUUUCAUUAUACAUAUGUAUCAUUAAACUUAAACAAUUAAACAAAAUUUGAAAUAGA
Messenger RNA from Pocillopora verrucosa, 2658 nucleotides. RefSeq names its product prestin. Lineage: Eukaryota; Metazoa; Cnidaria; Anthozoa; Scleractinia; Pocilloporidae. The record is from RefSeq and is a predicted model, not a curated record. Gene Ontology annotation, cellular component: plasma membrane. Gene Ontology annotation, molecular function: chloride transmembrane transporter activity; sulfate transmembrane transporter activity; oxalate transmembrane transporter activity. Gene Ontology annotation, biological process: transmembrane transport.